Molecule: messenger RNA, 6251 nt
Organism: Drosophila rhopaloa
Lineage: Eukaryota; Metazoa; Arthropoda; Insecta; Diptera; Drosophilidae
Gene: gukh
Product: serine-rich adhesin for platelets
Exons: 6
Coding region: 430-5835 (1801 amino acids)
Biological process (GO): actin cytoskeleton organization
Cellular component (GO): cytoskeleton
Molecular function (GO): protein kinase A regulatory subunit binding
Source: RefSeq, a predicted model, not a curated record
CGGCAAAAUACGAAGACGUGAGCGCGGAGCGGACCGUCGUCAUUUUCGCCGGCUAACACACCUUUCGAACGACGCGUAACGGUGGCCGGGCCAUAAAAUCGCCAUAAUCACAUCACCGGCAAUUCGAGUGCGGCGUGCUAAUUAUGCAAGGCUGAGAACUAGCCAAAAAUGAAAAGGGGCCCACUAAACCAGUUGAAAAUAUAAACUAGUUUGUGAGUGCGUGUGAAAAGGCCAAGGAAUUUGGCCGAAAACAGACAAUAGCUAGGAGGCUGCGGAGGAUUCAAGUCCAGAAGUUGCCCGACCAGUUUUCGGGCCUCUGUGUGCGUGUGUGCUCGGCUUAUUUGGAUUACCUUUUUAUCGGUGUGCUCGGUGCCUGCGAAACGGAGCGGAUGAGGAGGAGCAGCUAGUGGCCCCCAGAGAUACCGAGAGAUGCCCUUCGUCCAGCGCGUGGUGCAGCCCGUCAAUGUGGCCCAGGCCACGGCGGCCAGUUUGGGCCACGCCUCCGGCCGAUUCCACUGCACGCCGGGCAAGUGCCGGAACAACAACUGCAUCAACAAGCAGUCGCCGGAUGGGGAGCUGCCCAACGGGCACGGCUCGCCCACAUCUCUCACCAGGGUGCUGGUGCACCAGGCGCCGGAGGAGCAGCCGGUGCCCCCCGCCCCGGCGCCCAUGAAGAAGCUGAAGCAGCACGUCGAGUUCCUGUCCACCUCGCCCACGCGCCACCAGUCGCAGUCCCUGCCCAACUCGCGGCAUCCCAGCCAGCAGCGGCCGACGCUGGCCAGGAUCGCCAGUGCGCCCCAGUCGCCCACCGCCGGCUCCUCGAAGGUCAUCUCCGGCCAUGAGUUCGACUCGAUCAGCAACAUCACGCUGAGCAACGCCCUGCGGCAGCUGGCCAGCCUGGUUCUGAUAGCCAGCGACAUCUUCGACGACCUGCAGCGGGAUCUGCAGGCGGUGGGCGAACGGGCUGGACGGGUGCAGCGGAAGAUUGCGGCGGUGGAGCGGCGGGUUUGUGCCUACGAUCCGAAAACGGUCACAGUUCCUGAAAGCGACCUGCUCACCUUUGCACAGCGCAAGCAGCACUUCCAGACGGACAAGUCAUUCCAGCAAGAGCUCUUCACCGGCGAUUCGCGACCGCUGAGCGUCCGCCAGCUUUACACGGAGGCUGGGAAGGAACUGCCGGUGGCCGCCGGAGCCACGGCGGUGGCCCUCGCCUCCUUGGCCCACUCCCAGUCGCUGAUCCCGUCCCGCUCCAUCUCCUUCAACGGCGAGGUUGUGUCCAGCGACCACGAAGUCCUGCAGCUCAAUGGAUCCGCGGGAACGGAGGAUCAUCUGCUGUGCGUGUCGGACUUUGGAAAUGCCAACCGCAAGCUGCGCACGCGCAUCGAUGCCGAGAUCGAAAUCCGUUUGCCCGCUGCCAUCGAGGAUCUGCGGAAGUGGACAUCCAGCGAGGCGCUGGGUGAUGUCACCGUCACGCCGGAUUGCAUGCACCACGUGGACACCUCGGUGAGCACCUCGCUGGUCAUCGGCGAGAAUGGCAUCCUGACGCCAGCCCUGUCUCCGUCCGUCCUCUCCGCCGACGCCGUCGACGCCCUCUAUUCCCAGAACCUGAGCCAGGCGGCGGACAGCUCCCGGCACAACCACCAUCAGCAGGCCCUCAUCCCGAACGAUAUCAAUAAAGAUGUGCCUUUGAACCAUCGCUUGCCUUCACCCGAGGAACAAACCAAACAGAUUGCCUUAAAAUACCCCGCCGAAGUGAUUUCGGUGAACACCAGCGGCAAGCACUUCCAGCGGAUGUGUGCGGCGCGUAAGUCCACUAGCGGAGGAUACGCUGCUGGCGCCACGGCCGGAUCCUCGACCAGCACAUCCCCGGAGAACGCCGGCCAGGCGGAGGGCAACAACCUGGACGACAAUGUGCAGACAGUCAGCCGGAGGUCAAGGUCGCGGAAAGUGCGCGGCAAGCGGCGGAACACGAUAGCCGGGAUCGACCAGAAGGAGAUCCAGGAUGCGGCCAAUGGCAAUGGGGAGUCCAAGAAUGCCUCGAAUGCCACCUCGCCGGUGGCCCAGGCUCAUCAGCCGGAGUCCACCUCUGCGGAUGCCAAGAAGUCCAAGAAGUUCGGACGCAGCAAGUCCAGCGACAUCUUAAAAAAGGAAUCUGCUGCCUUGCCCUACGACAAAGGCAAGAGCACCCUCACCCGUCUGAAUUCCCUGAAGCAGUGGGGUCGCAACCGCUUCAAGUUCAUGCAGCGCACCGGCGAACUGGGCGACCAGUUGGACACCAGUGGCUGCAGCUCCCAGAACAGUUCCGCGGAGAAGGCGGACAGCCAUCAUGGAUCGCCGGCGGGCGAGAGUCCCAAGCGCGACAUCGACGACGAGUGCGUGGUGCAUCAUCUGGUGGCCCAGAAGAGUGAAUCUCGGUUUUCGCACGAACGAAAGCCCUCGUAUUCCUCCUCGGAGAAGAGCAUGAGUGUGUCCAGCAGUGGUCAGCUCAGGGGCAGGCUGCAGCUCUCCUCAGGCGCCGGUCCGCUGGCAGCGGCCCAUGUGAAGAUGCGGGAAACGGCCACGCUGAACAGGCAGCGACGGAACGGACUCCAUGCUCUGGCUGGCAAGGAGGAGCAGCCCCAUUCUUCGAGUGGCAACUGGAGUGCCAGCUCGGAAUCGGGUCGCGCCUCCAUUGGCAGCGAGAUCACCAUGCAGCCCAAGUCGAGUGCCUCGAGCACGUCCCUGAAUGUGUCCAGUUUUCAGCCAGGAGGCGCAGGCAGUGGUCCACCGUCGUCCAUGUUGAGCAGACGGCGGUUCCUGAACACCUCGGCCUCCAGCAGUGUGACCAGCGAAGGUACUGCCACCCCGGAACUUCAGGCGGAAGCGGGUGCCUAUCCGGGCCAUCUCGAUGAUGAGACGAGUUCCGCUUACAGUUGCGACACUGAGGGAUACUACACCUCCUUCCACAUGGACAGCGGAUUGCGCACCCUGAAGGAGGAGGAGCCAUCGCCCAUGCCGGGAACUCCGCUGCAGACGAGCCUGCACACCAGCAGCUAUUCCUUCGGUAGCCAGUCCAACCAGACGGUGCUCAAUGCGGAGAGUGAGUACGAGCUCUUCGGCAGAGGAUCCACUUCCACUACGACCAGUUCGGCCGGCACCGUGUGCACUGCUCUCCUAAGUGGGGCCGCAUCUGGGCCGGAUGUGCCCGAGCGGAGCAGCUCGCUGGGCAAGCACAGUGGUCAGAGCCGGAGCCAGAGCACCAGUGCGAGUAGCAGCACGCUGGAGAGGAGUUACAGCAGCAGCACCAUUGGCAGCACUUUGGAGCGAACGGGAACGAUCAAAAGGAAUGUGAAACUGUCGCCGAACAAGGGAGGUGGAGAAACCCUCGAGAAGGAUGGUCAGCAGGAGCAGGAUCACCAGCAGCAGCUGGAAUUCUCCGAGAGCUCUGACCUGGAGGGAGUGGAGCGCAUUGAGCGGAUUAAGCAAAAGACGGCGAUUAGCUCCAAAAGAAUACCGUCCAUGUGCAUCAUCACACCGACCACCAGCGACGACGAUGAGCACCAGGCCAUGGAUCCGAACCGCACGCUGACCAGCCUCACCAUCGAGGUGGACCAGGAGCAGGAGGACGAGGAUGAGCCCGAGCAGAAAACGCCCACCAACAGCAAGGACCACAACCUCAACGAGCUUAAGCAGACGCCCACGAAAGCGCUGAGCGGCAUGUUCGAGAAGCUGAGGGUGAAACUGGUUCCGGGCAAAAGCUCUCCGGCAAAGAACCAAAUCCAGCCCAAGCCCGCCAACGCGAGUGCCGUGAAUGACGACGAGCUUUACGAUUUGGCCGGCGAGUACGUCACCAUAGCAGACAUCAGCAACAACAAUAACAACAACAAUAACCGACGGAACACUGGAAUGGGUAUAUACUAUUCCAAUGACAUAGUUUCCAAGAGGGUUGAACCCUCCGCUGCCAUCGUUUCCGAGUAUGUUUCGCUGAACGAGCUGCCCCAGCACUUGCGUCGGCAUGCGGUCUCGUCGAGAUCUCCGUCGGAGAGCGAGUCCUGCGCACAACAACAGCCACAGCUGCCCGUUGAGCCGGCAGCUGCGACCCAUCCACCACCACCCCUCGGCAGCAGGACGAAGGGCCAGUCGACGGGGGAGGGUGAGGGGGUGCCCAUGUACGCGGAAAUCGGCGAACUGAGCGAGGAGAAGCCGCUGGCAUCGGCAUCGGCAUCGGAAUCGGCAUCGGCAAAUCGCCGACUUCGCCCGAACGCCGAGGGGAAGUUGGUCUACGACUCCGACAGUCUGAAGCGGCGCAAGGGAGCACACACCACCUUCGCACCUGGGCCGUACGUGAAGGAAACCGAAAGUGCGCUCCACAGUGCAGAAAGUGCAGCAGCGGCGGCAGCAACGACACAGGACGACGCGGGAGCAGCGACAACAGGAUCAUCGGGAGCCACCACCAAGAGCGCCAAGCUCCUGCUCUUCAGCGGCGGCGGACUAAUCGCUGGCAAUCGCAAGGUGGCCAAUGUGAGGCCCAUUCUGGCCAAAUCACCGCUCAGCAGGAACAACGGCGGAAUGGCCACCUAUCAGGCAACGGGUACCAGCUACCAGGAGCAGAAGCAACUACUGGCCAACCGCACGAAUCCCUUCUACGAGACCAUUGCCGCGCCCGUGGCCAGUCUGAUGAUGCCCUCGCCGUCGGGCAAGUCCAAUUCAUCGACGGGCUCCACGGCCACCAGUUCCUCCUCAUCGGCAUCGGGCCACUCCGGUGAAGAAGGGUAUCAACGUUUCUCUAAUAUCUAUGAGCAAGUGCAGCCAGCACCGAGCACCCAGCCAAAGGAAGAUGCUACUGCCACGCCCUUCCAGCGCAGUGCGCCCAUCUACUGGACGCUGCAAAGUCGACGCAGCCAGCCAAGGCCACAGCCCACUGGCAACGUGACCUGCCGGGAUGACCUCUAUGCCACGCCCAUUCGCCGGGCCGACCGACUGCCACGCCCAGUGGCUGUAGCAGCACCUGCAGCGGAGAGCAACAGGAGCAACAUAUCGCCAAUCGUGCCAAGGAAUCGGGCAGGAGCCUUCCUCACCUCCACGCCCACGAGGGGCGGAGAAGGGGAGCGAGAUCCGGAGAACACCCAACUGCCCCCCAUGAAGCAGCCAUCGCGCAACUGGACCGACGAUGCCCCCGAACGACUCAACACCUGUGCGGAUCGCAUUGGCCAAAGCAAGACCACGCUGAUGGACUUCAAGAAGCUGCUGCUGGCCAAGUCCGCCAAGGCGAGCCCUGUCCAGAGGAAGGUAUCCGCCGUGGAGCUGCUAAAGAAGUCAACCCAAGCCACACCAACCCCUCCCACUUCGAAAACUAGCGGAGCUGGGCAGAAAGCACCAUCAACUGGAACCAAGCCCACGGUUAAUACCAGCCUUAAGCUGCUGGAUCUGAGUGGCUCUCCCAAAACGUUUGCCAACCGAAGGAUGCUGCGCCAGGGUCAGUUUGGAUCGCCCUCCAAGACCUUCGCCCCAAAGAUGCGGGGUCCCGUGAAUUUGGUGGCUGCUGCAGCGGCACAGCCUCGUACGGACAUUAUGUCGAGCACGAUUCUGGAGGCGAAUAGCGAAGAAGAUCACUCCAACACCAGCGGAGGAUCCCGGGCUAGUUCGGAAGCGGGCGAGACCACCGCACCCUCCAGCUUUGAUCUAAAGCGAAACUUCUUCCUGCAAACCGAGGAGAACAACUUCAUGCGCGGCGAACUGAAGCCCAGCUUUGCCAGGACAAAUGGAGCAGCUGGUGGUGCCAGUGCCGAGGGCAACAAGUACGUGGCAGCUCCAGUGGCGAAUCCUCCGCUGCCCUCUCUCGAAACGGCGUUGUAGAGUGGGUCCAACCCACUGCUGUAGCCAGCGAUUAUACAUAUUCCAUAAGAAACAUAAUCGAGAUGAGCAAUUCCCUUCCGUAGCCAAGCCGAAACUGCAUUUAUUGACGGACGGAAACGAGUCAGAAGCGAUGCUACUUUAUGCAACAUAUACAUAUAUCACUAUAUAUACACAACACCUUUAUACAAUGAACUGUAUUUUUUAAAUUGUGCUGCUUGUAUAAACGGAGAUGUUUUAUACACGAAUACGAAUCGUCUAUACACCUACAAUAUAUUUAUUUGUAAUUUUACGUUAUUUAUUGCAAUUAUGUAUUACGCUACAUGCAUUGCUCUUUGUUUUGUAGUACAACUCUUGUACGUCUACGAACUGAUGAGAAUCGCUUAAAAAUUAAACACAUUGAAUAACACACUUGGAAA